AUGCACUACUAUCAAAAGUUUGCAGUUAUCGGUCUUAUCCUUGGUGUAAUUCCUGUGAUUUUGGGUAUCGUUGGUUUAACAACGUUAUCAUGGAUCAGUAUCACAUACGAUGAAUCAUUAUCAACACCGGUUACCUACGAUCUUUUUCGUCGAUGUCGGAACGGAACAAACGAAUGUGACACUGUUCCAUCUUUUCGUAUUUCUCAAUAUUUAGAGAUCACCGGUUAUGCUGUCUUAGCCAUGGGUAUUAUUCUUAGUGUGAUAUUCACCGGAUUUGUUGAUAAACGCUCGAUUCAUUUUCUUACGCCGAUUGUUAUCAUUCUCGGAGUAUUUUCGAUGAUAAUUGGAUUUAUUUUUUACAUCGAAAGUAUCUUCGAGAUGAACCCCAAUAGUCCCAUCCUAAAAGUGAAUUUCGGAUAUAGCUUAAUACUUAUGCUAUCAACGGGUGCUCUUGGAUGUUUACUGGCAGUUUACUUUUCCUUCACUGCUGGUUAUAUUCAACGGCAUAUACUCUCCAAUGUCAAUAUUUAUUAA
Molecule: messenger RNA, 534 nt
Organism: Adineta ricciae
Lineage: Eukaryota; Metazoa; Rotifera; Eurotatoria; Adinetida; Adinetidae
Source: the annotation of a GenBank genome assembly